Somion occarium is the source of this 816-nucleotide messenger RNA. Lineage: Eukaryota; Fungi; Basidiomycota; Agaricomycetes; Polyporales; Cerrenaceae. The record is from the annotation of a GenBank genome assembly.
GACAGUUGAACUUCUUCCUUCUGAAGGUCCUCAAUUUCAUUCCUUCUCACCCAUCGUCAAUUGUAUCGGCCGUACGUAUAAUAGGAUUCCACCAGGCAAUUCAAUCUCCUGUACAUCAACUCCAUGACAAGUCAAGAGGAGCUACCUCCCGCUCCCUCCCACAAGUUGCCACUUCCUAACGUUGCGUGUGGCCGCGACGACGUUGCUCCUUGGGACCCAUCACAGAUUCCCGUAUACGGCUAUGGCUACGUCCUCGAUGACAAGUGGCUCAUCGACUUUCACGCCAACGAAAUCAAGGGUCAAGAUAAUGCAUUACCCAUUAAGAAGACUCUGUCCGCUGUGUCGUUGAUAUCGAGACGCCUACGGGCCAUGGGUACUUAUUUUGUUCUCAUCAAGGAGGAGCCUAGGGAAUGGGCUUGGUGUUUCGUUUCUGGUUUGAACUUCAACAAGAAGAGAGCGUUGGAUAGAAUGCGCAUCGAGAAACUCAAACGCGUUAUCGGCACUGAUGAAGAGCCGAAGUGGUAUCCUGUCCACUGUUCUGGCGACUGUUGAGACACCAGUUCUUAAGCCUCCGGACACAUCCUUCAUUCUACGCUCUUAGGUGGACGAUAGCCCAUCCAUCGAUCCAACCUUGUAUCUUGAUACCCCGUCUUCUCCGGCCGUCCCUUGCAUGCUAAUUUACUACCCUGUGUCAUUGCAGGAGUUCGGUGUAUACUUAUAAAGAUAGGCUCUAUAUUCACCUGUCAAUGAUUCGCAUGAAUGAAUCGUCUAUUCCUGCGGUACUUCUCACCAAGGAUGACGAAGGAGUUACAACAC